GCGCUUCUGCGAUGCAGGUGAGCCAGGGAGCAACAUUACUCACUCUCGCACUGUGUGCGGUCUUCUCGAUAGUGCAGGGCACAGAAGGCAAUCGGAAGCUCCAGACUGGGGUCAAGGAGCAGGUGGACAACUGCCCCAUCAAGUCCCGCAAGGGUGAUGUGCUCCACAUGCAUUAUACGGGCAAGCUGGAGGAUGGGACAGAGUUUAUCUUCUCCUUGGGGACCGGACAAGUCAUUAGGGAUCAGGGACCGCUUGGGAUGUGUGAGGGUGAGAAGAGAAAUCUGGUUAUUCCCUCUGAGCUGGGUUAUGGGGACCAGGGAGCGCCACCCAAAAUCCCAGGUGGCACAACCUUAAUCUUUAAAGUUGAGCUGCUGAAGAUCGAGCGAAGGCAGGAAUUGUAGCGACAUCUCUUCAGGGGAGG
Lacerta agilis (Sand lizard) is the source of this 421-nucleotide messenger RNA. RefSeq names its product peptidyl-prolyl cis-trans isomerase FKBP2-like. The record is from RefSeq and is a predicted model, not a curated record. Gene Ontology annotation, biological process: protein peptidyl-prolyl isomerization. Lineage: Eukaryota; Metazoa; Chordata; Lepidosauria; Squamata; Lacertidae. Gene Ontology annotation, molecular function: peptidyl-prolyl cis-trans isomerase activity.